CACCGCCAAGUGAGAGAAGAAGAACUUAACAAUCGACAGAAGUACCAACAAUGGAGGUUUCAAUCUACACAAACGCCACUGUACAAAGGCCGUCCUUGCUCAACCAUAACAGCGUCAACAUUGAAGCCGUAGCAGAGCUUGUUCCUGUUGCGCUCCUGGUCACCAUUGCAAAUGGCUUGGUGCUGGUUUUAUUUAAAAAGAAUACCAAGCUCCGAACAGCAUCAAACUAUGUCCUUUUCAGCCUGGCAGUUUGUGACUUCAUGACAGGGAUCAUCAAUAUUCCCCUCUUUAUAAUUGAAUCGCUCACACCAGUUAUUAAGUCGUUUGAGGUUCGAUAUUACAUGGCCAUCCUGCAAUUUCCAAUCAGAGAAAACCGUCGGGAAACACCUUCGUUGCUUUGGAGACCGACAAUCUAUGAUCGUCUUCGACAAGCCGCCCUCGACAAAAAGUGCUUGGUUCUUGUUGUUACUAUGGCCACAAUCUUUCUCCUUUGUUGGUUGCCAUGGUACAUCGUGAUGUUGUUAUACAGAAUAGUGAACGAUGUUAAGGAAUUGGAAAUCCCAGCUCACGUGUUUGUUUUAGUUAGAUAUGCUACUUCUGUUACAAACCCUGUUUUGUAUACACUUUUUAGGCGAGAUUUUCAGACGGCACUGAAAUUUCUCUUUAAGAUCAAGCGAUUCAAACGGCGCUCGAGAGCAAGCGAUGCAGAAACACUUCAAAUAAAACAUCGGCACUGA
Messenger RNA from Pocillopora verrucosa, 737 nucleotides. NCBI's taxonomy places the organism in Eukaryota, Metazoa, Cnidaria, Anthozoa, Scleractinia, Pocilloporidae. The record is from RefSeq and is a predicted model, not a curated record.